AUGGCCGACAGCAGCGCAACGACCGGAUCGGCGGUGACGGCGACGGCGACGGCGACGACGGUUCAGGCAGCGGUGCCGACUGCGGCCCCGCAACAGAAGCUCUCGGAAUCGGAUGAUUUUACCGACAACUCGGCCGAAAACACAAAAGAAGCCAACCAAGAGGACACAUCGCAGCAGAGUGGGCUGGCGACGGUCGAGUCGGAGUACGAUACGGCAUCGGAUUCACCGUCGGACGGUGAGGAAGGCCAGGUGGUGGAGGAGAGCGGUGUCGACGGGGAAGAAGAGGACGACGAAGACGACGAGGAGGACGGCACAGACGGCACGGAAGGCACGGAAGAAGGCUCCGAUGACGAUGACGAGGGCUCCGAUGAUGGGGACGACGAUGUGGUCGAGGUGCUCGAUUACGAGCGACAGAGUGGCGAUGGCCAGGAGCAGGAUGUGGAAAGCCGCCGGAAGGUGGACGACGACGAGGACCGUAGCAAUCCGCAGUACAUCCCGAAGAAGGGCACCUUCUACGAGCACGACGAUCGCACGGCCGAGACCGAUCCGGACGAUCGGGGCGGCAUGGAUGGGGAUGACCAGCCUGGUGGUCGCUCGAAGCGUGACGACGAGCUCGACGACGGUGGCGGCGGUGGCGGCGGCGGUGACCAUCACGGCGGUGGUGGCAGUGGCAGCGGAUCGGGAGGUGGUCCUGCGGGUGCCACCGGUGGUGGUGGAGCAGGCAGUUACUCCGUUGGCGAACGGCGCGGAUCGGAGAAGGGUGGUGCCGGUGCGCUGAAGGGAAGGAAGAAGUGGCAAGCGUCAACCGAUCGCUGGACGCACGAUCGGUUCGACGAGAGCGAGCAGGCGCCCAAGUCGCGGGCCGAACUCGUCUCGGCUUACGGUUACGAUAUACGCAGCGAGGAUGGGCCUCCGAAGGCGCGCCGGAAACGAAGGUACGCCCGCGGCCCGAAUCAGUACACGCGCAACUGGGAGGACGAGGACGCGUACCAGAAGUCGUCGAACGUGGAGCACCAGCGCCACAAGAAGGUGCCCCGACCGGAGGAGUUCCCCGAACUGGGACCAAAGAGCAGUGCCGGAGCGCGCGGGCCGGCCGGUGCCGGGCGGACACGGGUCACGGGACAGAAGAAUGCCCCGCCGCGCCAAGCCGCCGGUGAGCUUGGUGUCGGGGGGCGCACCGGGCGGCCGGGAGUUCGUGGGGAGCGUGUUCGAUCGGGUGACUGGGCCGCGGAUCGCGACAGGGACCAAGUAGAUCAUGAGUACGGCGCGCCAGUGGAAUACGGUAGCGGUGGUGAGGGCUUACGGUAUCGCAACGAGGACCAACGGCCCAACGCUCGCAACACGUACCACAACAAUAAGGAGAACAAACAGGGCGCAGUGCGAAACGGCGGCAAAGAGAAGGACGGCUACGGCAAGGUGAUCAACUCGCUUCAGUUCAAAAACCAAACGCGCAUCAAUCCGCGCCCGGACGGAGGUGGCGCUGCGCAGGGACCAGGAGCCGCUUCCGGAGGUGACGGACCGGCCCGAGGAGGGCCGCCAGUGCUGCACAGUAACAGUGCCGGAGCCCUUUCGGGCAGCAGCAACAGCAAUAAAAUGAACAACAGCGGACCAACGCCACCGACCGGCAACAGUAGCAACACUUCGCUCGAUCGCGUGGAACCGCAAGCAUCCUUUGCGAAUGUGUCGACUUCCGCCUCACUCGGCUCGGUGCCGUCGUCCGGUGCGCAGCACUACGGGCACGUGCCGUCGAUCGUACAGAUGCAGCAGCCACCGCUUCAACACCAACAGCAGCAGCCGGUACAGCAGUCUUCCCAGAGCAGUCACUCGCAAGCGCUCAAAUCGCAAGGAUAUCACGAGGACGACCACCCGAAGUACGGUGCGGCGAUGUACGGGGGCCCCGGACUGGACCAUGAAGCGGGGCCCGUGCGAAUGCAGUCUAAAGAUAGGCAGCUGCUGGCGUCGGUGAGCGCCGGUGCCAAUGUGGUGGUGCCGUUGGCGUCGGCUCCCUCCGGGGGCCAUAAUCAACGAUCUCAGGUUUCGCCUCGGGCGAUCGUCGCCCAAACGUCUCCCACUGUACCGCAGCAGCAGUCGCAGCCGAUCACGAUGCAGAUGCAGUAUCAGCAGCAGCCACCGGGUGUCGCGUACGGCGUCACUCCCCAAGGCCCUAUCCCGACGCACUCUCUGCAGCAACUGCAACACCAACAGCAGCAGCAGCAGCAGCAGCAGCUACUGACCUCGGAGCCCGUCGUUAACCGAUCCAAACGCUACUCGAGCCAACGGCAGCGAUCGCAGCUGGAGAACAUGAACCUCGCGAUGCAACAAUCGUCCUUACACGAUCACCAGCAGGCCCAGCAACAGCAGCAACAGCAACAGUUGCUACAGCACCAGCAGAUGUUGCAGCAUCAGCACCAACAGGAGCAGAUGCAGCAGAACAAACUUAAGCAAUCCUACCAACAACCGCCGCAGCAGCAACAACAGCAACAACCACAACCAAUACCACCUCAAGCAUUGCCCCAAUCGGCAGCCGGAGGUGGCGCCGGUGGCCUCCCAAUGACCCUGCAGCAGACCGGCGACUAUCACCUGCAGCAGGCCGCGGUGGCAGCCAAAUCUCAACCACAGCCACCUCCACAGCCGGCGGGGCCACCACCGCCACCGCAGUACCAUCAGGCGCCGGCGGUUUACUAUACGAGCGCGGCACCUACGAAUGUACCGCCCGGUCCCGGGGACUACGUAACGACCGGCCCACCGGUGCCGGGUCCUCCGCCACCGCAAGUACAACCUCCACCGCCGCAACCACAGCCCCAGUACGUACCGCCGCCGUACGCCACGCAAGGACCGCCUUCGCAGGGCGGCUACCUGGCGGGGCCUCCGGUAGCACCACCGGCCAGUGCCUACUUGCCACCACCGCCUCAAGCUAGUCCCACCGUCGUCGGUCCACCGCAAGCGCCACCGGGUGGUCCCGUGCCGAACUACGUUCCCGCGCUGGGUCCACCGCCACCAGCGGCGCCCGUAAACCCGGGCCCGUAUCCUGCCACCGCGUACGCCGGCUUCCAGCCCGGCUACAAUCCGGCCGUGGUGCCACAGGGUGUCGUUACCGGGGCGCCUCCACCGCCCGUAGUCGCUCCUGGGGCCACCGGACCACCACCGCCAGCCGCCCUCUACCAACCGGCCGGAGGCAUCACGUACUACGCGCCCCAAACACAGGCGCAAGCACCGCGCCCACUCCCGACCGGCCGGCGUCCUACGGCGGCGAUACCCAUCCUGGCGCCCCCGGACCGAAAACCCGUGCCCGCGCCCGGCAAUGCCCAGUUGAGCAAAGCGCCGAACGCGGCCUCGGUAGGGUCCAGGGAGGGAGACGGUGGUGGUAUCGAAGGUACAGCGCCGGGUGUCGGUGAGGCCGACAGUGGCGAAAACAUUGACCACAUCCUGGACAACAUGUUCGUGCAGCGACCCCCGUACCAGCCUCCGUCGCGCAAAAGUCCUUCACCAGCGCUCCAGCCAUCGGUGGCGGUGGCGGCGCCCGUGCCCGGGUCGGGACCGUCCAUGAUGGGCACCGAAGGCAACGCGAACGGUGCCACCGAGCUGGUGCGGCACGGCAGUCCGGAAGCGGACAAGAAAGUAAUGGACGGAGGCGGUGGUGGUACGACGCAGGAAUUGGUGGACACGAUCGGGGACUCGGUUAAGAAACUGUCGCUGCAGGACGAAAAGUUGUCCCACGGAGCGAGCUUAGCGGAUGGGAACAACGAAACCAACACCAGUGCCGUGGCAGGAGUCGUUUCGGAUGUAGUCGCGGACGAUUGACGGUACUAAGAAGUGGCAGAAGAACGCGAUGCGAUGUCGAAACGGCUUGCCAGUCGAAAGAGCUAUUAACACCAUAAGAUAAUCGAUAGAACAGAGUCACAGACAGGGAAAGAGCGAGCGAAGCGAAAGUCCAUUUUCACUUCCGGUUGUGUAAAGUCUUGCGUUUGCCAUGAUCCGCAAAGCAAACAUUUCACUAUUUUUUCAUUUUCAAUUAAGAGAAU
This is a messenger RNA of Anopheles cruzii, 4022 nucleotides long. It is a transcript of the gene btz, whose product is annotated as ataxin-2 homolog. Gene Ontology annotation, molecular function: mRNA binding. The record is from RefSeq and is a predicted model, not a curated record. The coding region runs from base 1 to 3801 and encodes 1266 amino acids. The transcript is spliced from 3 exons. Gene Ontology annotation, biological process: mRNA processing. Gene Ontology annotation, cellular component: exon-exon junction complex. Lineage: Eukaryota; Metazoa; Arthropoda; Insecta; Diptera; Culicidae.